Molecule: messenger RNA, 387 nt
Organism: Phaeodactylum tricornutum CCAP 1055/1
Lineage: Eukaryota; Bacillariophyta; Bacillariophyceae; Surirellales; Neidiaceae
Exons: 1
Coding region: 1-387 (128 amino acids)
Source: RefSeq, a predicted model, not a curated record
AUGUCAUGCGGUAGAAUCAACAAUGACGCAACAGCGGGUGCAUCGGAGAGGCCGAUGGGCAUUUUGCGAGACCCUGUGUCCAGCGCAGAAUCACCAUUGAAUAUGAGCCUGACACAGGCUUGGGCCCUCCGCUUUUCCCAAGUAGCUCAUUCUUCCCCAUUAAGCACGCAAGAAACAGCAGACACUGGCGAUCCCCGUCCUCGACCGGCUCAUGAAAUCAGAACCAUGCACCGCACUUCCUGUAUUGCUUCAAGAUCUAUGAUCGAUCGGGAAAAGCUCAUUGCGAUUCUCGAGUCCGCUUUGCAAAUCGUUGGCGAUGAAAGCUUGGACGACUCUUUCUCUAACGUCGGAAGCGAGGAGGACGCAUCGAAUGAAAGGGGCGUUUGA